UCUACGAGCGUUUACGCAUUACGCCAGCCCAGCUCGCUUGUCCGUUCAGUUUCUUGGGCGGCAGGUGGGCGAGGAGGUGGAGACAUGGUGGCGACGGACGGAGAGGGGGAGCGAUCGACGCCGGCGCCGGCGCCGGCGCCAGCGCUGCGGAAGGAGCGGGGCCGGAGCCACAGCGAGGCCGAGCGCAAGCGGCGGCAGCGGAUCAACGCCCACCUCGCCACGCUCCGCACCCUCGUCCCCUCCGCAUCCCGGAUGGACAAGGCGGCGUUGCUGGGCGAGGUGGUGCGGUACGUGCGGGAGCUGCGCGAGAAGGCGAGCGACGCGGCGGCGGGGGUCGGCCUCGGCGUCAUCCCGGGGGAGGGCGACGAGGUGGGCGUCGAGGAGGAGGACGGCUGCCGGUGGCGGCCAGCAGGUCGCCACCACGGCGCUGGCGGGAUAGGGACGGACGCCGACGUCAGCCAGCCGCCGCCGCGGCGCGUCAGGGCGUGGGUGUGCUGCGACGACCGCCCGGGGCUCCUGUCCGACCUGGGCCGCGCCGUCCGGUCGGUCAGCAACGCGUGCCCCGUCCGCGUAGAGAUCGCCACCGUCGGCGGGAGGACCCGCAGCGUCCUGGAGCUGGAGGUCUGUGACGACGGCGACGACGGCAGCGCAACUGCCGCGGGGAACGGGAGGGCGGUGGCGCUGUCCACGCUGCGCGCGGCCAUGCGCGCCGUGCUGCUCAACCGCGACGAGCAUGUUGUCGCCGCCGCCGGGGAAGGAUACAAGCGGCCACGCUUCUCCGCGCAGAUCGCCAGGGUUCAGUGAACGCCGUGCCGAGCUGCUAGGCCGUGCCAAUAUGAAGCGAGCGACUCCGUGUCCAUGCUGAACUGCUGAUGCAUUGACCGUAUAGCAGCACCGUACGUAUGAUCUUAAGGAUUGUCAGGGUAUACUGUUGGCGAUAGUGGAAUUUAGGGCAAGGUGUGGUGGUGAUGCAAGGCUGGAACUGCAGUUGCAGCGCUGCAUUGGCCGAAGCCCCGGAACAAAGUUUUGAUAUUUUGUAAGGGCUAUAUUUGAGCCUUCCCUACUCUAAAACGACGAAUUAGGAGUUUGAAUAUA
Zea mays is the source of this 1095-nucleotide messenger RNA. RefSeq names its product transcription factor bHLH30. The record is from RefSeq and is a predicted model, not a curated record. Lineage: Eukaryota; Viridiplantae; Streptophyta; Magnoliopsida; Poales; Poaceae. Bases 85 to 804 code for a protein of 239 amino acids. Gene Ontology annotation, biological process: regulation of DNA-templated transcription. Gene Ontology annotation, molecular function: protein dimerization activity; DNA-binding transcription factor activity. The transcript is spliced from 2 exons.